This is a messenger RNA of Linum tenue, 2225 nucleotides long. NCBI's taxonomy places the organism in Eukaryota, Viridiplantae, Streptophyta, Magnoliopsida, Malpighiales, Linaceae. The record is from the annotation of a GenBank genome assembly.
GUUUUCUUCUUCGCUACAAAAUCCGAACUGAAAAAUUCCCACGAAAUUGUCGAGCUUCUUCGUGCUCCUCUGCUCUUCUUCUUCUUCUUCUUCGGAACUUCUAAGAAACAGAGCCGAGUGAGUUCAUUUCCAUGAGAUUGGAUCCGUAAUCCCGAGAUUGCUUAAAGCUGCAGCGGAAGGAGAGGGAAAGGAGCAAAAAGAAAGAAUGGUGAUGAAUCUGGCUAAUUCAUUUCUGGCGCGAGCAAGGGAUGGAGUGGCAUGGAGAGGACUGGUCUACACAAUCUUCAUUCUGCAUUUCGUAUUCGUUUGCCAGCUUCUGCUUCUCCAGCCUCUCGUCUCCGCUUCUGAUAGUAAGACCAAUAGCGCUGCGGAGUUGUUCGAGAGGGUUGCUCAAAGUGUAAAAGUCAAACUCUAUAGUGAUGCACUUGAUGAUCUAAAUUCUGCCAUUGAGGCAGAUCCAACGCUUUCAGAAGCAUAUUUUCGGCGUGCCUCCAUUCUUCGUCAAAUAUGCAGAUAUGACGAAUCAGAAAUAAGCUAUCAAAAGUUUCUGGAGCUAAAACCAGGGCAUUCUGCUGCAGAAAAGGAGCUCUCUCAGUUAAAUCAAGCAAAAAGUGCUUUUGAGUCAGCCCUAACUCUUUCUAGUUCCGGAGAUCAUUCAAAAGCUUUGGAGUUUGUUGAUAAAGUUGUGCUUGUUUUUUCACCUGCCUGCUCCAAGGCUAAAAUACUUAAGGUGAGGUUGUUGUUGGGAGUUAAAGACUUCUCUGCUGCCAUCUCUGAGAGUGGAUAUAUUCUGCGCGAGGAUGAAAACAAUCUAGAGGCCCUCCUUCUCCGUGGUCGUGCCUACUACUAUCUAGCAGAUCAUGAUGUCGCCUCAAAGCAUUAUCAGAAAGGUCUUCGUCUUGAUCCUGAGCACAGUGAACUGAAGAAAGCAUAUUUCGGGUUAAAAAAAUUGCUCAAAAAGACUAAAAGUGCUGAAGAUAAUGCGAACAAGGGUAAACUUCGAGUCGCUGUUGAGGACUACAAAGCAGCUCUAGCAAUGGACCCCGAUCAUAUUGCACACAAUGUCAAUCUUCAUCUGGGUUUGUGCAAGGUCCUGGUCACGCUUGGCAGGGGUAACGAUGCAUUAAAUAGCUGCAAUGAUGCACUUAAUAUAGAUGAGGAACUUCUUGAAGCUUUAGUUCAGAGGGGUGAAGCAAAACUUCUAACUGAGGACUGGGAAGGAGCUGUUGAGGAUCUGAAAUCAGCAGCUCAACAAUCACCACAGGAUAUGAAUAUUCGUGAAGCCCUGAUGAGGGCUGAGAAAGCUCUCAAGAUGAGCAAACGCAAAGACUGGUAUAAGAUAUUGGGCAUAUCUAAAACCGCUUCCAUAGCUGAAAUCAAGCGCGCCUACAAGAAACUUGCUUUGCAGUGGCACCCUGAUAAGAACGUCGAGAACAGAGAAGAAGCAGAGAAUAAGUUCCGAGAAAUUGCUGCUGCUUACGAGGUGGUAUUAGGAGACGAUGAGAAGCGAGCUAGAUUCGACAGAGGAGAAGACGUUGAAGACAUGGGGAUGGGAGGUGGUGGUGGCGGUUUUAACCCAUUUGGCGGCGGUGGUGGUGGUGGCGGCCAGCAUUUCUCUUUCCAGUUUGAUGGUGGCUUUCCUGGCGGGUUUGAUGGUGGAUUUCCAGGAGGAGGUGGCGGGGGCGGUUUUCAGUUCCAUUUCUGAGUUCCUUUCCAAGGCGGGAAAGAGAGAUGUUUCUCCUGAUCCAAUCGCGCUUUACUCUUCGCCUCUGUUGCGCUACGAGCACUAACAUGACUUACCCUGACCAAAAAAAAAGACGGCCUCUUAGACAGAUCAUCAGAACUGAAUCAUAAUAUAGAGAACAGAAAAGUUUUGUUCCGAAACCGCUGAAUUCAUGAACUUGUUUCUGUUCUUUCCCCUUUAAGCUGUUGAGAGCUAAUUCAAUUAUUUACCGUCUCAUUGUCAACCAUCUUACUACCACUACUAUUCCAUUACUAUAGGAACUAGCUUGUACCCGGCGGAAUGUUUAGGUUUUAUUAUAGGCUUAGGUUACUAUACAAAACAAUACGAAACCCUUUCCAUUUGUAAACUAAAAAUCUUCUGCCCAAAACUAAAUGAGAGAAAUAAGAGUUUUGAGAUAAUUGAUUGCUGACUGCUGACCAUAUCUGAUUCGACCGGUAUGGAUUUACAAAUGUGCUGACUAUAUAUAAUUCGUUUUACAUUG